AUACCACAGCCUUCAUCUGCGCCCUGGGGCCAGGACUGCUGCUGUCACUGCCAUCCAUUGGAGCCCAGCACCCCCUCCCCGCCCAUCCUUCGGACAGCAACUCCAGCCCAGCCCCGCGUCCCUGUGUCCACUUCUCCUGACCCCUCGGCCGCCACCCCAGAAGGCUGGAGCAGGGACGCCGUCGCUCCGGCCGCCUGCUCCCCUCGGGUCCCCGUGCGAGCCCACGCCGGCCCCGGUGCCCGCCCGCAGCCCUGCCACUGGACACAGGAUAAGGCCCAGCGCACAGGCCCCCACGUGGACAGCAUGGACCGCGGCACGCUCCCUCUGGCUGUUGCCCUGCUGCUGGCCAGCUGCAGCCUCAGCCCCACAAGUCUUGCAGAAACAGUCCAUUGUGACCUUCAGCCUGUGGGCCCCGAGAGGGGCGAGGUGACAUAUACCACUAGCCAGGUCUCGAAGGGCUGCGUGGCUCAGGCCCCCAAUGCCAUCCUUGAAGUCCAUGUCCUCUUCCUGGAGUUCCCAACGGGCCCGUCACAGCUGGAGCUGACUCUCCAGGCAUCCAAGCAAAAUGGCACCUGGCCCCGAGAGGUGCUUCUGGUCCUCAGUGUAAACAGCAGUGUCUUCCUGCAUCUCCAGGCCCUGGGAAUCCCACUGCACUUGGCCUACAAUUCCAGCCUGGUCACCUUCCAAGAGCCCCCGGGGGUCAACACCACAGAGCUGCCAUCCUUCCCCAAGACCCAGAUCCUUGAGUGGGCAGCUGAGAGGGGCCCCAUCACCUCUGCUGCUGAGCUGAAUGACCCCCAGAGCAUCCUCCUCCGACUGGGCCAAGCCCAGGGGUCACUGUCCUUCUGCAUGCUGGAAGCCAGCCAGGACAUGGGCCGCACGCUCGAGUGGCGGCCGCGUACUCCAGCCUUGGUCCGGGGCUGCCACUUGGAAGGCGUGGCCGGCCACAAGGAGGCGCACAUCCUGAGGGUCCUGCCGGGCCACUCGGCCGGGCCCCGGACGGUGACGGUGAAGGUGGAACUGAGCUGCGCACCCGGGGAUCUCGAUGCCGUCCUCAUCCUGCAGGGUCCCCCCUACGUGUCCUGGCUCAUCGACGCCAACCACAACAUGCAGAUCUGGACCACUGGAGAAUACUCCUUCAAGAUCUUUCCAGAGAAAAACAUUCGUGGCUUCAAGCUCCCAGACACACCUCAAGGCCUCCUGGGGGAGGCCCGGAUGCUCAAUGCCAGCAUUGUGGCAUCCUUCGUGGAGCUACCGCUGGCCAGCAUUGUCUCACUUCAUGCCUCCAGCUGCGGUGGUAGGCUGCAGACCUCACCCGCACCGAUCCAGACCACUCCUCCCAAGGACACUUGUAGCCCGGAGCUGCUCAUGUCCUUGAUCCAGACAAAGUGUGCCGACGACGCCAUGACCCUGGUACUAAAGAAAGAGCUUGUUGCGCAUUUGAAGUGCACCAUCACGGGCCUGACCUUCUGGGACCCCAGCUGUGAGGCAGAGGACAGGGGUGACAAGUUUGUCUUGCGCAGUGCUUACUCCAGCUGUGGCAUGCAGGUGUCAGCAAGUAUGAUCAGCAAUGAGGCGGUGGUCAAUAUCCUGUCGAGCUCAUCACCACAGCGGAAAAAGGUGCACUGCCUCAACAUGGACAGCCUCUCUUUCCAGCUGGGCCUCUACCUCAGCCCACACUUCCUCCAGGCCUCCAACACCAUCGAGCCGGGGCAGCAGAGCUUUGUGCAGGUCAGAGUGUCCCCAUCCGUCUCCGAGUUCCUGCUCCAGUUAGACAGCUGCCACCUGGACUUGGGGCCUGAGGGAGGCACCGUGGAACUCAUCCAGGGCCGGGCGGCCAAGGGCAACUGUGUGAGCCUGCUGUCCCCAAGCCCCGAGGGUGACCCGCGCUUCAGCUUCCUCCUCCACUUCUACACAGUACCCAUACCCAAAACCGGCACCCUCAGCUGCACGGUAGCCCUGCGUCCCAAGACCGGGUCUCAAGACCAGGAAGUCCAUAGGACUGUCUUCAUGCGCUUGAACAUCAUCAGCCCUGACCUGUCUGGUUGCACAAGCAAAGGCCUCGUCCUGCCCGCCGUGCUGGGCAUCACCUUUGGUGCCUUCCUCAUCGGGGCCCUGCUCACUGCUGCACUCUGGUACAUCUACUCGCACACGCGUGAGUACCCCAGGCCCCCACAGUGAGCAUGCCGGGCCCCUCCAUCCACCCGGGGGAGCCCAGUGAAGCCUCUGAGGGAUUGAGGGGCCCUGGCCAGGACCCUGACCUCCGCCCCUGCCCCCGCUCCCGCUCCCAGGUUCCCCCAGCAAGCGGGAGCCCGUGGUGGCGGUGGCUGCCCCGGCCUCCUCGGAGAGCAGCAGCACCAACCACAGCAUCGGGAGCACCCAGAGCACCCCCUGCUCCACCAGCAGCAUGGCAUAGCCCCGGCCCCCCGCGCUCGCCCAGCAGGAGAGACUGAGCAGCCGCCAGCUGGGAGCACUGGUGUGAACUCACCCUGGGAGCCAGUCCUCCACUCGACCCAGAAUGGAGCCUGCUCUCCGCGCCUACCCUUCCCGCCUCCCUCUCAGAGGCCUGCUGCCAGUGCAGCCACUGGCUUGGAACACCUUGGGGUCCCUCCACCCCACAGAACCUUCAACCCAGUGGGUCUGGGAUAUGGCUGCCCAGGAGACAGACCACUUGCCACGCUGUUGUAAAAACCCAAGUCCCUGUCAUUUGAACCUGGAUCCAGCACUGGUGAACUGAGCUGGGCAGGAAGGGAGAACUUGAAACAGAUUCAGGCCAGCCCAGCCAGGCCAACAGCACCUCCCCGCUGGGAAGAGAAGAGGGCCCAGCCCAGAGCCACCUGGAUCUAUCCCUGCGGCCUCCACACCUGAACUUGCCUAACUAACUGGCAGGGGAGACAGGAGCCUAGCGGAGCCCAGCCUGGGAGCCCAGAGGGUGGCAAGAACAGUGGGCGUUGGGAGCCUAGCUCCUGCCACAUGGAGCCCCCUCUGCCGGUCGGGCAGCCAGCAGAGGGGGAGUAGCCAAGCUGCUUGUCCUGGGCCUGCCCCUGUGUAUUCACCACCAAUAAAUCAGACCAUGAAACCA
This is a messenger RNA of Homo sapiens (human), 3082 nucleotides long. RefSeq names its product endoglin (gene ENG). NCBI's taxonomy places the organism in Eukaryota, Metazoa, Chordata, Mammalia, Primates, Hominidae. The transcript is spliced from 14 exons. Gene Ontology annotation, cellular component: plasma membrane; endothelial microparticle. Bases 304 to 2181 code for a protein of 625 amino acids. Gene Ontology annotation, molecular function: transforming growth factor beta binding; protein homodimerization activity. Gene Ontology annotation, biological process: endocardial cushion morphogenesis; cardiac ventricle morphogenesis; smooth muscle tissue development. The record is from RefSeq and is marked reviewed.